AAAGAAUAACAAAGUAGAGUAGUCUGUCUAUCAAGGGACAACCCCCCAAAGUGCUCAGAUAAGAGAUCUCAACGCAGCAGCACAAACCCUAAUUUCGAGAAAGAGGAGAUUCGAUUUCAAAAAAAUGGCGUACGCUUCUCGUUUCCUCUCCAGAUCUAAGCAGCUACAAGGGAGUCUGGUCAUUUUGCAGCAGCACCAUGCUAUUCCCGUCCGCGCUUUUGCCAAGGAAGCUGCUCGUCCUACUUUUAAAGGAGAUGAGAUGUUGAAGGGUGUUUUUACGGAGAUCAAGAACAAAUUUCAGGCUGCAGUUGAUAUUCUCCGUAAGGAAAAGAUCACCCUUGAUCCUGAGGACCCUGCUGCCGUCAAACAGUAUGCUAAUGUCAUGAAGACCAUAAGACAAAAGGCAGACAUGUUCUCCGAAUCUCAACGCAUCAAAUAUGAUAUUGAGAACGAGACUAAGGAGAUCCCAGAUGCUCGUGCUUACCUCUUGAAGUUGAAGGAUAUCCGCACCAGGAGAGGGCUUACUGAUGAGCUAGGUGCUGAGGCUAUGAUGUUCGAGGCUUUGGAGAAAGUUGAAAAGGAUAUUAAGAAGCCUCUCUUGAGAAGCGACAAGAAAGGAAUGGAUCUUUUGGUUGCAGAAUUCGAAAAAGGCAACAAAAAGCUUGGGAUUAGGAAAGAAGAUCUUCCCAAGUACGAGGAGAACUUGGAGCUCAGCAUUGCCAAAGCACAGUUGGAUGAGCUGAAGAGUGAUGCUCUUGAAGCAAUGGAAUCUCAGAAAAAGAAGGAGGAAUUCAAGGAUGAGGAGAUGCCAGACGUGAAAUCGUUGGACAUCCGUAACUUUAUGUAAGGUUUGAUGAUGAUCCUAAGAAGAAGCAUUUUGAGAUUUCUUGUAAGAAAGCCAGAAGAAAGAUCGCUCUUUCUUUUUAUUGUUCCCUUUUGUUGGUUUUUGGUUAAUAAGGUCGGUCUCUCACCAUGGACUUGAAAUACCAAAUGGUCUUAUAACUUUCUCUCUGGUUAUUAAAUACGCUUUGUGAUUUUUAGACACAAA
This is a messenger RNA of Raphanus sativus (radish), 1048 nucleotides long. RefSeq names its product probable ATP synthase 24 kDa subunit, mitochondrial. Lineage: Eukaryota; Viridiplantae; Streptophyta; Magnoliopsida; Brassicales; Brassicaceae. The transcript is spliced from 7 exons. The record is from RefSeq and is a predicted model, not a curated record. Gene Ontology annotation, biological process: pollen development. Bases 125 to 847 code for a protein of 240 amino acids.